AUGGCGCCUUCAGCGAGGGCCAUAACCUACCAAUACCAUCAUGUCGUUCUCCCCCCGAAGCUCCCACAACAAGACGAUCGCAGUGCUUCGCACGACUUGGCUCUCAUCAAAAAUGUCAUUCAAGCCCUUAAAGUUCUGAAAAAUCAUGUCAAAAACGAACAUAUCGGGUCCGUCGACGCAGCUAUCGCUACUGUUGAGAAUCUUCAGCUUUGCCGCGACCAGCAUGGAUGUACCAAUCAGCUCGAACUACAAAAGCUUCUUGGCAAACUUGCAAACGGUGAUACGACUGGCGCUGUACCCAUUGAAAUAAAAGAACAGAAUGCUGGACUCCUUGUCAGUAAAUCUGGAGAUAACAUCAACUUCGAAUCCUUUGAACUUUCGCCCACCAACGCAGGAGCCAUGAAGACUGGACGACUCAUACGAAGCUUUCCAGGCUGUGCUGUCAAGCUUUCUGUAACCAAGAUGACCAGCAGUGCGGAUCUUCGUGAAUCCAUUUCCAGCACCUUGGCGAAGAUGACUACGCAGAAGGUUCCAAGCUUUCAGCCCCAGAUCACCAAGAACAAAAAGGAAAUGAGCGAAGAACGCGACACGACCGAUCCUGGUAUGGUCACAAACUUCUACAUGAGUACCCUUACAGCCUUCGGUGAGACUACAGACGUCAAGCGUAUCUGGAAGCAUACACGGGAAGAGAUUCUUUGGGACAGUUGCCUUUCUCCAUGGCGACGUUCUCCAUUGUGGCUCUUGUUACGUGUGUCGCUUCAACUCGUCUUUGUGCGCCAAGCACCAAAAUCGCUACCUGAGGACGGCUUAUACAAAGCCUUUGCAAUCUUCCUAUUGGCACGACUGCUUGAUAUGGCCAAGCAAAACUGGAAAGAGUUGGGAAGCGAACCCAUCCAUGUCGUCUCCGCGAAGCUGACGCGACGCAUGCGCAAGUUCAAGCUCCUCAAACAGACUGACUAUCUCAAGACUGCUUGGCUUAAGUACAUGGAAAGUGGAAUUUGCGAUGCUCAUAGCGUCAUCAACAAACAUUGGCUUGGCUUGGUCGACAUGACCGUAGGCAAUAUUGACACAAGCGGCGUCGCCAACUUAAAGCCAAAGAUCGACCUUGAGAUGCGUCUCUCAAGCAUGGACAACUUCUUGUCUCAGAUAGCCUCUCGGAAACAAGAAGGAAACUCGUCUACAUAUACUCCAACCUCGGUGUAUCCGGCAUUUCCCCAGUCUGAACUCCCAAGCAAUUUGGCGGGACCUGAUGACUACAAGUACUUUCGUCUGGCGGCUUUUGAGAAAUGGGUCGAGCACUCUCUUUCAAAUUGGACCAGCGACCAUAUUUACGAUGCGAACGCCUGCGGGAAGCUUCGUACAUUGAUGCAAAACUACUAUGACAUCGCUAGUACUGCGUAUGCUCAAGCGCCUGUCGCCAUGUCCAUCAUGUAUCUGACGCUUGCGGAGCUCUGGAUUUCAUGCGACAAAUGCGCAUGCGCCAUCUAUCCUAUGCUGAUCGAGUAUGAUCCAGAAGUCGAUUUGAUGGAAUUUCAAUCUCUUGUACUUCCCCUGAAAAGUCAACUCGAGCGUCUCCACACCGUUGAGAGCUAUGUUGAUUCACGGCGUUUCCAAGCAUCAAAGGGAAAGCCUUCUGUUUACCGAGAGUUUGGUAAACCGUCCUCGUUCGCAGUCCGAUACUUUGAUCAAUGCGCAUCGCUCCAGGCUAUCUUGAAGCAGAUCGAGGAUGAUGCUGCCAUCAAGCGACAGAAAAAGUGUGAGGAAUUGGAAAACAUCAAGAGUCUUUACCGCCAGUACAUGGAAAUUUACAGCAGCUCCGUCUGUGAAUAUCGUACCGUGGUCACAAACCCUUAUCAUGGUUAUACGAAACCAGUACAUGCGCGCAGAUGCCGCAAAUGCACAGCCAAGAGGGAUGCAGACGCUCUGACCAUAUCCAUAUACGAGUGGCCGCUCUCUGACAUACCAUCCACAGCAAAAGCCACGGUGUUUGAGCUGAGGAUACCCGAAGCUUUCGGUAAUUGGCGAGAUGCUUCUGCAUACUUCAUCAAUACUGUGCUGGGUUGUCAAGAGAAGAGUCCACAUAGACCGAGUUGCUCAUAUACCCUCCAGUAUCACCAUGAUAUCUCCCAUAUGUUGUCUCCGAAUCACCGCGAAAGGCGCGUUACGCUGCUCUCUCAGGUCAAGAGUCACACAGUGACCCAUCGAUCCAAGAUGAAAGCGAUUCCUCAUCUGAAAGACAGCGACAUUUGUCUGAAAAACGCCCUGCAAUAUGGCUACUACGACUCUGUUCGUGGUCACUUCAACACGGUGAGACCAGUUUGUACAGAGCAAAUCCCAAAGAACUGCAUGUAUCAAAUGCCGUCUCGAUCGAAGGCGCUCAACCGCUUCGUGUACCACCCGCCAUCUCUGCCACACGGUCUUCCUGCAAAUGAAGUCAUUGCAAGCGUGUCCGAUUGCCCAACUCACCUUUCCAUCGACGAGUACAAAGCUUUGGGCGUACUGCCUCUGGGAAACCACAUCCUUUACUCAAACAUGCUCACACAAUUAGCGGUACCAGUCAUAGAUUUCUCAAAAGUCGAAACACAAUGCGUAGUCUUCCAGUCUACACAGCAAACUGGCAGUCCAGGCCAGCACAUCGAGCGCACACGCCAUCGCAUCCUCACUGAGCCGAAUUUCAGUCAUGCAAUACUUGAUCAGCUUGAGGUUGCUCUUGGGCGUGUUGAGGAGAACUGGGAAUCAUGGCGAGCCUCAGCUACAUUUUCUCUGCUCGUUCGCAGAGUGCUGAACAUGACUUCAGAACAAAGUGUUCGCUCGCGCGCAUUCAGUUACCUCAUACGGCUGCGCUCAAUCUGUCUCAAGUGGGUGCUGAGGCUGAAACAGAGGGUGGCUGCAUCCACGGACGAUGAUCAGCGUACAGAUCUUUGUUCGAGGGCUACGGAGAUUGCUCUAGUAUGUGCAAGCACGUACGACGUGGAGACUGCCGACUUUGGUAUCGUCCUGGAGCACCAAUCAGCGGUAUCUACGCUGGUACAAUCUGCAAUAACUAUCCAGGAGAACAGCGGGUCCGUCAAGUCUGAGAGCCAGUCUCUCUUUAAGAGUAUGCUUCGGACCUGGAGUGGGUUAAUGUACCGAAUCCUCCCAAAGUUAAGGGAGUACAUCCUCAUGAACAGCAAAGGUCUUUCAGAUGCUAUUACUGCCAACUGGGCAGCGUUCGCCCCAAAUUCAAAAAAACCUUGGGCCUCACUCAGUGGCAGGCAAGAGCACUGGCUUCACACCACCUCGGGCUCAUUGUCAGUACAUUUCAAUCUGCUCACCGGCGAACUUUUUGUCAAUGGCUUGCCGUUAGCAAGACUGCCUUCCGAAUACAUGUCCCAUAAAAUGUAUGAGCCACUCUUCCACAAGUCAGUGUUGGAAGUUGUGCCGACCAAUGAACCUGGAAUGCGGUUCUCAGCCAAGGCUCCAUACCACAACUACAAGCUUGACUUCGGAAUGAAAGGCAAUGAUAUGCUUGUGGUAGCCCAUGGCCAUGACACGAAGCUCGAUCUGGUCCCGUCGCACACGUUACAGCAGCAACUCCCUCACGCUUUCCUGGCAGAUUACGUCCACUGGUUUGAUCACAAGCGGGACGAAGUAAUCUUUCGACGGCGAGGUAGCCCCUGGGAGUCGACCGUUGAAGAGUGGCGUUUGGUUCGCAAUGCUCGACAUAAGACUUGGAAGUUGGUGAAAGGAACUGAAGUCUUGAUCAGUCUAGGAAGUCCCUCUGUAACCCUUCUCGGAAAGUUGUUACGGCCACUGGAAGAGGUGGAGCAUAUGCAUGCCAAGCUUGAUAACACGACUCAAACGAUCAAUAUCGACCUUCCUCGACUACAACUUGGGUUCUACAUCAAGCAAGGAGAAUCCGUAGUGCACUCUUCGCAGUAUCGCGACAUGGUCAUUGAUAAAAAUCAGAGCAUUGGAACUCUCGUUGGCCUUCUCAGCAAGCUUGUGCUGAAGAAUAAGCAUACAGCUGAACGCCUGGUUCUAAUACCAAUGCCCACAUCAUUCGGCACAUCGAGCAUCAGCUAUCAAACUCAUCCCGGUCACCAUCACCCAUUUGUCACGAUUGACAAGGAACAGGCCACCAAGGCUUAUGCGUAUGUGGUAGAUAGUGAUCUGGGUAGAUUGCUGGAUACUUCAGAACUGCAGAGCCGGCUUUUCUUAAGCUACUUGCACGCUAUUACUUCCGGAUGUCUUCCAGACCCAUUGAUGGCACGUACUGGCACCGAAAGUAGUCUGGAGAUCCUCGGAUCAGCAGCAGUACGCUCAUUUGAUACUCUUACUCCGAUGAACGUAGAGUUGUUGUCCCGUAUUGCCGAGCUUUCUGUUAAGCGGCGGUGGUACCCUGAACAUCUAAGGGUAAUGCAAAGUAUUGAGUGGGACGAAAAACUUCCGUCGCUGCUGCAGCAUGGCUCCUUUCGAGUGCUGGUGUUAUCUUUGCUAGACCAAGCUGGGAAAAUGCGAAUAUUCCACCCAGGAAACUCUGUUUUCGACUGGAUCGAAACGGCUCGAACGAAGCUCCUGUCAGUCUCAAAUUCUCAACUGGACCAACGCGACAUGAUUCGAUCAUGCACUUUCCGCGUUGCAGGUUUCGGCGCCGAGAAGUUCACUACAUCUCACGACAUCCAGUACCAAGCUAGAGACAGAUCACAGAAUGAGAGAGGACAUCGGGCUUUCAUCACCGCUUCGCUGGCUCUACGCAAUCAAACUGCUUUACAUACCGCUAUUCCGCACUUCAAAGGUAGUCUUCUACAAAACCAUUUUGGCAAUGCUACGAUUCAGGGCGCUCAGACCUCAUUCGACCCUGGAAGUCUUGAAUAUGAUUCUAGAUGGCUGGAGGAUUGUUCGAAGCAUCUUAAGGCACUUUGGUGCACGCUACAUCAAGAUGUUCAUAAAGCCAGCAAUCGCUACAGCUUGGCAACCUGGCUUUGCACUCUGGCAUUUGCUGAGACCGCUGACAUGGAUGCAAUCCAAGCUUUGGUGGCAUUCUCAAGACUACCGGAGAUGUUAGCCAUACACCCACCUGCUGCUCCUGUGUUUCACCUGAAUCAAGGAACUAGGUACGAAAGGGGAAAAAUACGCGACAUUCUUCAGGAAAGCGCUAAAUCCUUUGAUACAUCCAUGGAGGCUAGAUUGCCCAAGAACGACCAUGAGACUGUGGAAAAUCAUGAGAUUAGAAUCGAGUCGCUGUUUCGUGAUCGCAAGAAUGGCGCAAUUCAAAGAUUUAUCGAAAACCUGGAGCGUCAAUGGCCGAUUCCGAACCCUAGUACUCCGUCGGCCGCUGACUACAACACAUACCUUGACCCGACCGAUGCGAUGAUCGAAAUUCGAGACUUCUUCCGAAAAUGGUAUGACAAUCUGAAAUUUAUGGAAUACCUUGAGCAGGUGUCGAAUGUCCUCGCGCGUCAACCGUUCCUCAAGGUACCAAUUCCACACAUUUCUGUUGCUUUGCCUCAAAAGAGGGACAGUCUUGGCGCGAACGGCCGCUAUCUCAGCGUGUCGGGUGUUUUUGGAAUGGAAGCGCCUUUGGUCUUUCACGACGGUAGGUUUCACUUAUCGUCCAACCCCACCUCAAACAUCAGCACUCGCACACCGCCUUGCGAGCCCAACCUCACUAUAGCAAAAGCUCACACAAACACGAAGCAUUCAGAUAUAAUGGGUAGGCUCGAGAACCUCUGCCAGGGGCUUAUGAAAUAUGCCAAAUCGAAAUGCGAGAGAGAAUACGUUGAGCAUUUACGUAUCAGUUGCGGAGCUCUCGAAGAACAUCUCAACGCCAAUCACACGCACCAGGAUUUGAUUACAAACGCCGUGGAUAUUCUCCAAGAGUAUUUGUACGACUGCCAGAGCUACUUCAACAAGAUCACUUCUUCGUUGGAGGACCUAUUCAGCGGGGAGAUUGGCUUCCGAACGAAACAUGCUCCACGAAUCUCACCUACGUUUUGGCUCAGCCAACUUCAUCGUGAUCGCUAUGAAUUGUUGAGUAUAGAUUGGAAAGAAGCCAUGGUAGAACAUGCUUUGGCCAUCACUAAUUUACAAAGGGCGCAGCGAUUGGUGCGUCUCUCCAAUAAGCCGAUGGAGCUUAUUGAGGAGUUGCAACACGUCGGCCACUCUAACUGGGAUGUGCGGCAAUUCCCAGAGACGCUUCUACUCGAAGCCGAAAGCGGCAUUCUGGUUCGCAAGGAGCAAGAGUACAUUGCGAGUCAGAUGCGGUCUCCAGAAAAUGGCGAGAACGUUGUCUUGCAGCUGUUGAUGGGAGGUGGCAAGUCCACCACUAUCGUGCCUAUCCUGAAUGCCUAUCAUGGUGACAAAAAGAAAGUGGUCGUUGCAAAACCUCAGAGCAAACAAAUGCUUCAAAUGCUUGUAGCGAAGCUGGGAGGGAUGCUAGGCAGACGCAUUUACCAAAUGCCUUUCUCACGUAACCUUCGGCUAAGUACCGGCGACGCCCAGGCAAUACGCCAGAUCUAUGAUCAAUGCAUCGCUGAGCGCGGCGUACUGCUGAUUCAACCCGAGCAUAUUCUUUCCUUCAAGCUCAUGGCUAUAGAAUGCGUUCUGAUUGGUGAGAAAGAAACCGCCCGCUCACUGCUGGAAACCCAGCAGUUCUUUGAUCGAGUGUCGGUCGACUGUGUUGAUGAGAGCGACGAAAACUUCUCAGUGAAAUUCGAGUUGAUAUACACCAUGGGAGAGCAGCAGUCGAUCGAAUUCGCCCCUGAGCGAUGGUUGAUUAUUCAACGCGUGCUAGCACGAUUGGCACUUGUGGCCGCCCAGGUGAAGACCGAGUUACCUGAAGCGGUCGACAUACAGGACAAGGCCGAUGGCAAAUAUCCUCGAAUUCGAUUCUUGAGAGCUGAUGGAGCUGAUCGAAGCUUGCAACUACUUUCCGAGCUUGUCGUUCGACUAGGUAUUGGGAUUCCUUCACGAUCACAGUCGCCGGCGACACAAGAGGCAAUCAUCCGCUACAUCACCAAGACUGAUCUGGAGAUCAAGGAAGUUGAUGCAGUUGAAAAAAGCAAGUUCUGGAGUGAGUCUACCAAGGCGCCACUCCUAUUACUCCGUGGCUUGUUCGCGGACGGUGUACUUCGAUUUGUAUUCACAAGCAAGCGAUAUCGCGUCAAUUUUGGCCUGGAUGAUUCUCGUAUUCCGAACACUUCGCUCGCGGUACCAUACAGGAGCAAAGACUCACCUUCGCCAAGAUCUGAGUUCUCUCACCCAGAUGUUGUCAUCAUAUUGACUCUCCUAUCGUACUACUACCGGGGCUUGACUGAUGAUGAGCUCUUUGAUACUAUCACACACGUUUUGAAGUCCGAUCAAGCAGUCAUACAUUAUAAUGAGUUCGUCAAGACUGCAUCCUCUCGCUUACCGAAAGCCUUCCAACAACUUUCUGGCAUCAGCAUUCGCGAUCGACACCAGUGCGUCAUGGAGGUAUUUCCGAGCCUGCGACGUUCAAAGAACGCCAUCGACUAUUAUCUCUCGAAAUUAGUCUUCCCAAAACAGCUCAAACAGUUUCCGAAGAAGCUUAGUGCAUCAGGCUGGGACCUUGCAAUCAAGAAGCCGCACCCAACGACCGGUUUCUCUGGUACAAAUGAUACCCUGCAUCUACUACCACUCGAUAUCAAGCAUCUGGAUCUUCCAAGUCAGCACCAUACAAAUGCUCAGGUAUUGUCCUACCUGUUGAUGGACGAAACUGCGGUGGAAAACCUACCUGUACGGACACCAGGUAGCACUACCUGCGAUGGCGAACAUCUGCUCGCGUUCAUCGAGAAGCUGAACUUCGAUGUCAGAGUCGUGUUGGACUGUGGAGCUUCAAUUCUUGAGCAAAACAACCGACAGGUCGCAGAGACGUGGCUGAAGAUGCGCGCCAGCGAUAUCCAGGCUGUGGUAUACUUCGAGAACGAAGAGCUGUCAGUGCUCGACCGAAAUUCUCGCGUUGAAUCAUUCCAGACUUCUCCGUAUGCCAAGAUGCUCGAUGCAUGCGUAGUCUACUUGGACGAGGCGCAUACACGAGGAACGGAUCUCAAGCUCCCGCGACAUUACCGCGCAGCCCUUACACUGGGUAGCCAGUUGAGUAAGGACCGUCUCACCCAAGCGGCGAUGCGACUAAGAAAACUGGGUCAUGGUCAGGCCAUUACAUUCGUUGUUCCCGAGGAAAUCCGAACCAAGAUUUACGAGAGAACUGGCAAGCCUUCCGGCGCUCAGCUCGAUGCCCACGAUGUCCUAUCAUGGGCAAUCGGAGAGACAUGGUCCGACUUGAAAAAGAGCUUACCUCUGUGGGCAGUGCAAGGUGAACGCUUUGAGAGACACAAGCAUCUUUUGAAUGGUCCGCAAACUACGAAGGACGAUGCAGAAGCCUUCCUGGAGAAAGAAGCUGUAGACCUGGAAACGCGCUACAAGCCCCGCACCCAGGACGAUCAUUACACACAACUCAGAGAUUGGGAUAUGUCGAACUCUAACAUUACGAAGAUUGUCUCACGGUGUCGCGAUUUCGAAGCCAUGAAUUUUGGAUCUGCUACAUUGAGCGAGGAACAAGAAAGGGAGCUUGCACCCGAGAUUGAAGAAGAGCGCCAGGUUGAGCGUCCGCCACGUUUAAAUGCCCAUUCGCAUAGUGUUCAUCCAGAUCUCAAGAAGCUGGUUACCAGCGGAACGAUGGUCGACUCAAAAGCAUGGAUUCCAGCAUUUCAGGCACUAGACACGACUAGUGCCGGCAAGCUCAUUGACCUGCAACAUUUUCCACAGGAUCUACUGGUCACGGUGGACUUUAUGUACACUGUCAAGGUGCCUCCAGGCUCGACUCGCGCAUCUUUCAUCUCCGACUCUUACCAGCGACCAGUGCAAUUUGUACUUUCUGUACUGGAUCCUCACCACAAAGCCACAGUCAGCAAACUCAUCAUCAUCAGCCCACAUGAGGCCAAUAAGUUGCUUCCGUCAAUUGUUCGGUCAAAAAAAGUUACGCUCCACUUGUUCGCCGCGCGCACCAACGUGAGCUUUGCUUCGCUCGAUGAGCUUACCUUGUACAACGUUGGUCGUCCAUUCUCUCCAGACUCAAUCUCACGCAGCUUGGCGAUGCAGUUGAAUCUAUUUUCUGGUAGCUUGUAUCUUCGCUCACUAGCAGAGUACAAUGAGCUCUGCGACUUCCUCGGUCUACUACAAGGCAAGGUGGAAGAUGGCCAACAAGUGUACGCUGACGGCUUCAUUGACCCUCCAACUGGGAAAUGGGGUCUACAGACGUCACCUGUACCAUUUUUGCGUGUCUUAUUGAUGAAGAUUCGUCGUGAGGGAGAGGGCGUUGAAAAGACGCACAUGGGUAAGGUUUUGAGUGGUGUGGCAUUAGAGGCGAGCGACUUUGGAGAGCCCGAGGAAGUCACGAGUAGCUCAGAAUGGCCACCUUAUGGAAUUGACUGCAUGGGGGUGUAG
Messenger RNA from Exserohilum turcica Et28A, 9444 nucleotides. RefSeq lists its product as uncharacterized. The coding region runs from base 1 to 9444 and encodes 3147 amino acids. The record is from RefSeq and is a predicted model, not a curated record. The transcript has 5 exons. NCBI's taxonomy places the organism in Eukaryota, Fungi, Ascomycota, Dothideomycetes, Pleosporales, Pleosporaceae.